Molecule: messenger RNA, 807 nt
Organism: Panicum virgatum (switchgrass)
Lineage: Eukaryota; Viridiplantae; Streptophyta; Magnoliopsida; Poales; Poaceae
Product: G protein-regulated inducer of neurite outgrowth 1-like
Exons: 3
Coding region: 1-807 (268 amino acids)
Source: RefSeq, a predicted model, not a curated record
AUGGCGAGCUCGUCUCCGGCGGCCAUGGGGGAGCUCGACCCCGGCGGCCUGGGGGAGCUCGACCCCGACGCGGCCACGGGGGAGCUCGGCCCGGCCAUGGGGGAGCUCGGCCCCGGCGGCCUGGGGAGCUCGACCCCGGCGGCCAUGGGGGAGCUCCCCGCCUCGCGGUUGGCGGCGGCGACGGCCAUGGCGAGCUCGGCCCCGACGGCCAUGGGGGAGCUCGACCCCAGCGGCCUGGGGGAGCUCGACCCCAGCGGCCUAGGGGAGCUCGACCCCGGCGCGGCCCCGGGGGAGCUCGGCCCAGCCAUGGGGGAGCUCGACCCCGGCCGCCAUGGGGGAGCUCAACCCCGGCCGGCAGCAGCUCCCUGCCUCGCGGUUGGCGGCGGCGACGGCCAUGGCGAGCUCGGCCCCGGCGGCCUGGGCGAGCUCGACCUUGGCACGGACAUGGGGGAGCUCGACCCCCGCGCCAUGGGGGAGCUCAACCCCGACGGCCUGGGGGAGCUCGCGUUCGGCGGCGGCGACGGUGUUGGCCGUGGGCGAGUGGCUCUGGUCGUCCGCACCCAGUGGUGGGCCCUGUGUGGAGACGCAGAAGGACCGAGCGAAGACGCAUAUUUGGGUUCUGCCUCAGCUCCGACGCAAAAUGGGUCAUGGGUAGCUCGAAAAGAAUACGAAGAUUGGCUCAACAACCGUCCUAAAACAACAAGCGGCCAUUCAGAUUCCAGCUCAUCAGAUGGCGCCGACAUCCAUGGCAACUACUACGCAUACGAUUCCGAUCGGGAACCUGCGGAAUGGAAGAUCAGGUGCUAA